Molecule: messenger RNA, 1083 nt
Organism: Penicillium robsamsonii
Lineage: Eukaryota; Fungi; Ascomycota; Eurotiomycetes; Eurotiales; Aspergillaceae
Product: D-isomer specific 2-hydroxyacid dehydrogenase family protein
Exons: 4
Coding region: 1-1083 (360 amino acids)
Molecular function (GO): NAD binding
Source: RefSeq, a predicted model, not a curated record
AUGGGUGACGCGCGACUCCCAUCAGAGCAUGUGCUCGUUAUUUUCUACCGGGCCAUGCCACCAGAGCUGAAAGACAUUAUCAGAAACAAAUUCUCCGAUGCCGAGGUCACUAUUUACCAGUCUCAGGAAGGUAUUCCUGUGCCCUCUGAAUUAUACCAAAGUGCCACCGUCCUUUUAACUUUUACGGAUCUUCCAGAUAUCAAGGACUCGAAGAACCUUAAACUAAUUCACACCUUCUCUGCUGGUGUGGAUCAUCUUUUACAACAUCCGAUUUUACGGGAAAGCGAUAUUCCCAUCACUACAAGCUCGGGUAUCCACGGUCCUCCGAUUUCAGAAUGGACCGUGAUGAAUUGGCUAGUCUCAUCCCGGAAAUACGCCGUGAGCUAUGAAGCACAGAAAUCACACGUAUGGGCAGAUAAAACCCCAUAUAUGCAAGGUAUACAUGAUCAAGUGGGCAAGAGGAUCGGUAUCCUAGGAUAUGGCAGUAUCGGGCGCCAAAUUGCCCGCGUCUCGAACGCACUAGGCAUGACCGUACACGCAUACACGGCCAACCCACGCCUAACACCUGAAUCCCGCCAUGAUACAGGUUAUAUCGUGCCCGGAACCGGAGACCCAGACGGUUCGAUCCCGGUAUCGUGGCACCACGGAACCGACCGAGAAUCGAUUCACUCUUUCUUAGCCCUCGGGCUGGAUCAUCUCGUUAUCUCACUUCCGCUGACUCCGCAAACAACCCGUCUCCUCGGCGCAGAGGAAUUCGCCAUUCUAUCUCGUAACUGUCAUCACCAUGCGAGCAAACCUUACGUGACCAACAUCUCGCGAGGCAAGGUUAUUGAUCAGAAGGCGUUAGCCGAUGCAUUGAAUUCUGGGCUUUUGGGUGGUGCCGCCCUUGAUGUUACUGAUCCCGAACCCCUUCCAAAGGAUGAUCCGCUCUGGGAUGCGUCUAAUAUCCAGAUCAGUCCACAUGUCAGUGGUCUUGGGAUGGAGUAUUUCCCGCGCUCUCUUGAUAUCCUCGAGGUAAACUUGGGGCGUGUCGCCCAGGGUCGGCCGUUGGUCAACUCUUAUGUACGAGGCAAAGGGUAUUAA